AUGAUGAUAAACGAAGAGAUUGAAGAUCUUCAAAUGGUAACUCAAAUCGACAAUGGUUGUCGAAUUUUCGUCGCCGGUGUGCCAAAGUUUCUCUUGCAACAGGAAGUUGAGGAAUCUCUAAAGCUGCAAAUGGGUGGGAUCGUCGAUUUCGAAUUGAUUAUGCUCACCGACACGUCGAGCAAGGGUUUCGGCUUCGUUCAGUUCGAGAAUCGUGGCGCCGCCGUGCACGCGCUUGACGCAAUCAAUCGUGGUCUCGUUCGGGUUGGUGACGUGUAUAUAAAUGGAAGUUGGGCAAAACCCGAGCAUUUUGUUCCGACUGAAGUCAUGGAAAAGGUUGACGGGAUCUUUAUCUCAAAUUUGGCCACGAAAACCGAUCGGAACGCGCUGGAGAAGUUUUUUGGCGGGAAAAAUAUGAUUUACAGAGUUGUCAAGAAUAAUAAUUGUGCUUUCAUUCAUUUCCGCGACAAGGACGAAGCGAGAAAAGCGGUUUUAAAAUACAACAAGGCAAUGUUGGAUGGAUCGAAAAUUGUCGUAAAACUCGCGAAACCGCCACCACAUGAGAAGAAAAUCAAUCUGAUGCAACUUUUUGGAACAAAUCCCUACACAAAUCUCUUUGUUGAUCCACUUGCGAUGACUUUGCCCUAUCUCUCAUUGCCUUAUUCAACAAUGAAUUUGUAUCAGAGAAUGGCCAUCACUCCCGCGAACCCUUAUGGACAAACCUCACAAGCGCCAGGCCUUCUCGGACCGAUCCCACCGUUCACUCCACUCUUGGCACAAAAUCCAUUGAUGCCCCAAACACCUCAACAAAAUCCUUUCUUCGCUCAAUUGCCUCAGAAUGGUACCCGUGCACUUCCUCUUUGUCUUCCACCAAGUUCAACUCUUCUCUCGAAAGCCGUCAACGUGCAAUAUCAGAUGAUGAUGCUUGCUUCACAGAAAGGUCUCACGUUUCCCGUGAUGCAUUGCAUUCCUGUUGGACCCGAUGAGAAUCCCGGCUUUGUUGCAUCGGCAAUCUUCCCUGGAGCGGCGCCGAUUUUUGGAGCGAAAUGCUUAAGCGAAGAAGCGGCAAGGGAGAGUGCUGCUGAGGCUGUCAUCAUCCAACUUUCA
Molecule: messenger RNA, 1104 nt
Organism: Mesorhabditis belari
Lineage: Eukaryota; Metazoa; Nematoda; Chromadorea; Rhabditida; Rhabditidae
Source: the annotation of a GenBank genome assembly